This is a messenger RNA of Suhomyces tanzawaensis NRRL Y-17324, 1516 nucleotides long. RefSeq lists its product as uncharacterized. The record is from RefSeq and is a predicted model, not a curated record. The coding region runs from base 455 to 1132 and encodes 225 amino acids. NCBI's taxonomy places the organism in Eukaryota, Fungi, Ascomycota, Pichiomycetes, Serinales, Debaryomycetaceae. The transcript has a single exon.
GUGGUGCUAGUGUAGUGCUGGUAGUAGUGGUGGGACUGCUGGCGGUAGGUGGUGCAGAAUUGCGUGGACGGCGAUCUGCCAGACACCAGACGCCCGGCGCACGAUGUUUAUAUAUCUGGUGCAGCGAUGGGAGGGGAAGUGAUCAACAUUUUGGUUUUGUGUAUAGGGGCGCGCGCAGCCGUAGUGAGAUUUGUCGGAGGGGAGCAGUGGUGGCGUGAUGGCCCGCGGACCGUUGGGGGAUGUUCCGACGUGGGCCCACUGGUGGUGACGGUGUCUGUCUGACAGGUGCAGACAGGGAGAGCAGCAGCGACAGUGGCAUUUCGUGGGUGGUGGUGAAAGUCGCUCUGGGUGUCGUUCUGGAUGUCACUGGAUGCAUACUCACGACGUUGGCUCCGGUUAUCUCCUAUGCCGGACCGGACCAUCACCGUAUUGUUCUAGAACCCCACCAUCUGAGAUGUCUUUGUUGGCACUUUAUCUUGCUCGGACACAGUUUUUUCCGGGAGGAGAACCAGCGAGUGCGGAUAUACCCACCAUUGGCUGGUCCCAGCAAAUCACCGCGGAACCCCCAACGGAACUGGCCCUGCGACGCCUGCUGGGACACUUGCUGGGGCGCUCCAGGCUGGGUGGUGGCGCUGCCUCCAGUGGGGUUUGGUGGAGAGAGUGGAGAACUGACAUGCCCCUCAUCUUCCCCUCCACCCAUCCACGGCGGAACCGCUUCCUACAAGGGAACCAGCCAGUUUUCCCGAUCACGUGGCCCAGUUCCGACUCGAUCGAUCCGCCACUGGGGUCUUGGCGAUGGUGUAACGUCCUGCCAUACUCUGGCCCGAGUGUCGGUCGAGGCACGGUUUGCUUGCGGCAAAUGACCAAGCUCGAAAGCCCUUUUUCCAUUUCGCAGUCCGUUCCGGUUUUGGGCCUACCCCUCUCAGACUCGCGCUUCUUAUCGGUGGAGGGCAGAUCCCAUCACCAGCUCGGAACUGUACCUCCUGCCGCGGUGAUUGUGGGGAGCUCAAAAGUCGGGGUAAUCAGAAAGGGAGGAAAGGGUCUGAGGAGUGGAGGAGAGUUGGGGUCCAACUGGGAGUGGAGAGCUAUUGGGAGAGUCGAGAAAAUAGGAGAGUACUGGCCCAACGGGUGAAAAUUGGCCAACCAUGGCUGGAAAAUUCCCAUACCAUGGCUCAAAUCGCAUCUCAAAGAUGCCCCAACACGCCAGUGGAGACGAGAUCCAUGUUGCAUUUUGGGCCGGUGCGGGAAAUUCAGAGGUGUAGAGUUCGCAACUGCUCGUGUGCAUUUGGGUGUUUACGAUGGCUGUGCCCUGGUAAGGGAAAAUGCCAGUCGUUCGAUUUUUGAAUCAAUGAAUUAUAAGGUUCAAUCGGUGGACUGACCUGAAUAGAUAUCGUGUGGUUUUUUUUGGAAGCAGUCAAGGAUCAGUGGUCAGACAUCUCGUGUGGUUAUUGUAGAGAGGUGUCCUCUAUCGGUGGACUGACAGUUAUCGUGUAGUUUUUGUCGUAAGCAGCUCCCA